Messenger RNA from Zasmidium cellare ATCC 36951, 585 nucleotides. RefSeq lists its product as uncharacterized. Bases 1 to 585 code for a protein of 194 amino acids. Gene Ontology annotation, cellular component: membrane. The transcript is spliced from 4 exons. NCBI's taxonomy places the organism in Eukaryota, Fungi, Ascomycota, Dothideomycetes, Mycosphaerellales, Mycosphaerellaceae. The record is from RefSeq and is a predicted model, not a curated record.
AUGUCAGAUUCAAACGACAGCGACUUUUACAAAUACACACCGUCCGUUGCAGGCGCGGCCGUUACCGCAGCAGUAUUCGGCAUCCUGACAUUGAUCCAUGGCUACCGAAGAGCCCUAUCGGCUUCGCAGAGACCAGACUAUUCAGUUGGAAUAUACGUUGCCAGUCAGAUUUCGGUCCUGGUGGCACCGUCCCUUCUGGCAGCGAGUAUGUACAUGGAGCUGGGUCGCAUCAUUCGGUUGACGGAUGGCCCAUCUUUCGCAAUCAUGCGGAUUACUUGGCUCACAAAGGUCUUUGUGUUUGGAGACGUCGUGGCGUUCCUCGUCCAGAUGAUGGCGCAUUUCUCGCAACCUGGCGGAAAAGGCCCAAAAGUAUGUGGCCCCCUGGGCCAAGCAUUUGAUCAUAUCUAUGUUUGCACCCUGGUGGUACUCAUUCGCGUUGUAGUUCGACUCAUCGAAUACUCCGUGGGCGAAGAUGCGUACCUGAUGACGAAUGAAUGGGUCAUUUAUGUCUUCGAUGCAUUGCUGAUGCUGGUGGUCAUGAUCGCUUUUGCAAUCAUCCACCCAGCGAGAUCAAAGCUUUGUUGA